This is a messenger RNA of Monascus purpureus, 1365 nucleotides long. NCBI's taxonomy places the organism in Eukaryota, Fungi, Ascomycota, Eurotiomycetes, Eurotiales, Aspergillaceae. The record is from the annotation of a GenBank genome assembly.
AUGCCGUCUUGUGCUCAAAAUGUCGGCAUAAAGGCCAUUGAGUUUUAUUUUCCCAGCUGCUACGUGCCGCAGUCGGAACUGGAAACGUUUCUUGGAGUGAGCGCCGGGAAAUACACAAUUGGACUCGGCCAGCAAAAGAUGAGUUUCUGUGAUGACCGGGAAGAUAUCUAUUCCAUGGCGCUCACGGCCGUAUCCUCCCUCCUGCAAAAGUACUCGAUUGAUCCGAACUCAAUCGGGCGUUUGGAAGUCGGCACGGAAACGCUCCUUGACAAGUCCAAGUCCUGCAAAUCCGUCCUCAUGCAGCUGUUCGGGGAGAAUACCGAUAUUGAGGGCGUCGAUACCGUCAACGCCUGCUAUGGGGGUAUCAAUGCCCUGAUUAACUCGGUUAACUGGGUGGAAUCGUCUGCUUGGGAUGGUCGCGACGCUCUUGUCGUCGCCGGAGAUAUCGCCCUGUACGACAAGCCGGCUGCACGCCCAACUGGUGGUGCUGGUUGUGUGGCGAUUGUGGUCGGACCGGAUGUGCCGCUCGUCCUAGAGCCCGUUCGCGCGUCGUAUAUGAAGCAUGUAUAUGAUUUCUACAAGCCGGAUUUUAAGUCGGAAUAUCCCAUCGUGGAUGGGCAGCUUUCCAACACUUGCUAUCUUGAGGCAUUGGACAAGUGCUAUCAAACGUACCGGAGGAAGAGGCUUGCGAGCAACGCGACGAUGACCAAUGGAGUCGACUCCAACCGCGGCGGCAGUUUUAUUGAUACCUUUAAUUAUAUGGCUUUCCAUACCCCGUACUGCAAGUUGGUGACGAAAGGGUAUGGCCGUCUGCUCUUCAAUGACUUCCGGUCCGAUCCAGAACGGUUCGAUCAGAUCCCCCCUGAAUUCCGGGAAAUCGAAUACACAGCAUCCUUGACGAACAAGAAUCUGGAAAAGCUCUGCGUCGGUCUGACAAAAGACAAGUUCUCAGAGCGCGUGCAGCCUUCGGUCACAGCGGCAACGAACUGUGGCAACAUGUAUACCGCCAGCGUGUACUCGUGUCUGGUGAGCCUGUUGAGCAAUGUCCCCAGUGCAAAGCUCCAGAACAAGCGUAUCGGCUUGUACAGCUAUGGCGGUGGGCUGGCGAGCAGCAUGAUCAGCUUCCAGGUGAAAGGAGACACAUCUGUGAUGGCGCAAAAGGUCCAAUUGCACGCUCGUUUGGACGCUCGUACAGCCGUAUCUCCCGAAUUCUACAACAAGGCGUGUCAACUUCGCGAGCAGGCAUACCAACAGAAGAACUAUACUCCCCAGGGAAGCGUGGACAGUCUCGCCCCGGGCACGUACUAUUUGGUGCACGUCGAUGAUCUUUUCCGGCGGAAGUACGAAAUGAAGCCGUACGGGUAA